AUGAGUGGCAUACAAAAUGAAGCAUUCCUAACAACGGAACAGGAGGAUGGUAACACACUUACGAAACGCAAGUCCAACGGUUUCACGACGAUCGUGGAGGGAAUGCCAGCGAUGUCGUACCAAAAUGAUGAUGGGCCUGUCUCACCGCAGGACAGUUCGAUGGCGAAGCAAACAGCGGGACCAACAGAGACACUCUACGACAGACUCAGCGGGGCCAUCGGGCGCCACAAGAAACACAUCCAAUUGGGCGUGUACAUCAUACUCAACGUCAUCGUUAUCGUGUACUUCGGUUUUGCCACCAAUUAUUAUUUGGAGUAUGAGCAAGAUGACUGCGGUAUGCAAUGGUGCACCGGAUAUGGAAUGUUGGUGCUGCUCAUCGGUUUUGUCUACUUGGGACUGCUGUACUACUAUGUGGUAAAGCCGUUGCUUGGGAGCCAUUUUAGGAGCUUUAUUAUACAACCUACAACCAGGGUAGUGACUCGUUUUUCCAAAUUAUGGUAUGUUCGAGUAGGAGUGGUGUGCUUAGUACUAGUCGGGUUCGGUGUAUUCGUGUAUUUUGAAACGCGCGAUCAAACCGAACGCCUGAUAUCCCUGGCCGGAAUGGCCUUCCUGAUGGUGAUAUCUGCCCUGCUGUCCAAGCACCCGACUAAAAUAAACUUCCGUCCGGUCGUGCUUGGCGUGGUUUUCCAGUUUCUACUCGGAUUGUUCUGCAUUCGCUGGGAAGUUGGUCGUAGCAUCUUCUCCUGCGUCGGCAACAAAGUGGCGACGUUCCUGAACUACACCGCCGCCGGGGCCUCGUUCGUGUACGGAUCCGUGCUGGUCGGUGGGGGCGAGAAUGAGUACGCAAUCUUCGCGUUCUCCGUCCUGUCUGUGAUAUACUUCUUCAGCUUUUGCAUCUCGAUCCUGUACUACCUGGGCGCGAUGCAGUGGGUCGUGCUGAAGCUGGGCUGGAUCUUGCAAUCGAUCCUUGGUACAACGGUGUGCGAGAGUGUGAUUGCGGCGGCAAACAUCUUCCUUGGCAUGAGCGAAUCACCGCUGCUUAUUCGGCCGUACCUGAAGGACUUGACCCACUCAGAGAUUCAUUCGAUCAUGACGUCUGGUUUUGCGACCGUCUCGGGUACGGUGCUUGCGGCGUACAUUUCGUUCGGUGCAAACCCGGCCCACCUGAUCACGGCCAGCGUAAUGGCCGCACCGGGGGCCCUUUGUUUCGCCAAAAUGAUCUACCCGGAGACGGAGGAAAGUAAAACCCGCUCGGACAACAUACAGAUGGAAGAAUCCACUGACUCGUCUAUAUUAGAUGCGGCUAGCAACGGUGCCAGUGCUGCCACUCCACUCGUUCUCGGUAUUAUUGCCAACCUCAUAGCGUUCGUGGCAUUUGUUGCGUUCAUCAACGGCAUGCUGUCCUGGUUCGGUUGGCGUGUCGGCUGGGAGGACAUAUCGUUGGAGAUGAUUUUCGGUGCCAUCUUCCGGCCGCUGGCGUUCGUCAUGGGUGUCCCGUGGGACGACAGCUACUACGUGGGCAAAGUGAUCGGCAUCAAAAUGAUCGUCAACGAGUUCGUCGCCUUUGAACGGUUAGGGGAGUUCAUCAAAGAGAAUGCAAUUACGCCACGUUCGGCCGCGAUCGCGACGUAUGCCGUCUGUGGAUUCGCAAAUCCUAGUUCGAUGGGAAUCAUGAUUGGCACGAUGAGUGCUAUGGCACCUGACAAGCGUUACAUCAUCACAUCCGUCGCCGUAAGGGCCUUUUUAACCGGUUCCAUUGUCUGCUUCAUGACGGCUAGCAUCGGUGGGUUGCUAAUGGAUGAUACGAUUUUCAACAAUUUCGGCCGCGCCAUGGAACCAUUGGUGGUGAACGGAACGGCAGGGGAAUCCCUUCUUCUUAGCCAUUAACUAUGUUAGAGUGUAGUGCGAUGAAAUAGAGGUAACGAAUAAAAUACGAGAUAAUA
Messenger RNA from Anopheles coustani, 1943 nucleotides. Its product is annotated as solute carrier family 28 member 3-like. NCBI's taxonomy places the organism in Eukaryota, Metazoa, Arthropoda, Insecta, Diptera, Culicidae. The record is from RefSeq and is a predicted model, not a curated record. The transcript is spliced from 7 exons. Gene Ontology annotation, molecular function: nucleoside:sodium symporter activity. Gene Ontology annotation, cellular component: membrane. Gene Ontology annotation, biological process: nucleoside transmembrane transport. The coding region runs from base 1 to 1887 and encodes 628 amino acids.